AUGAAGUUCACAUCCGCCAUCAUUGCCCUCUCUGCCGUCGCCGCCUUGGUCCAGGCCGGAGCUCCUUCGCUCCCUCUCACAGACGCCGCUAAGCUACCCGGUAGCCCUGUCAAUCUCUCUACCAAGCGCGGUCUCCCUAUCGUUGCUGCCCCUCCCGGCGCCGCUCAGGCUAUCAACACUGCCACUGAGCCUAUCAUUAAUGAAGUUGGUAGUGUCGUCCCUUUCGGAACUGCUCCUACGGUCGAAAAGCGCGGUGCCAAGGCCAACGUCAAUGUUGAUGCCAAGAUUGAGGCUGAGAUUCAGGCCGCCGUCAAGCUUAUCCUCAAUGCCGUCGCUGACAUCGAGGUCAAGGCUGAACUUGUUGCUCAGGUUCUUGCCAAGGUCAAGGCCAACUUGAAGGUCGUCGUUGAUGCUGCUCUUGAAGCUAAGCUCAAGGCUGCAAUCACGGCCAUCGUUGAUGCCCAUGUCAACCUCAAUGUCCUCGCUGACAUCAAAGCCAAGGUCGACGCCAAGGUCGAGGCUGCCCUCGGCCUUGUUGUCAAGGCCGAUGUUGAUGUCGUCGCCAAGGUUGCUGCCAAGGUCACAGCCGAUAUUACCGCUGAUAUUGCCGUCCAGCUCAAGGCUAUCGUUGCUGCCAUCAAUGUUGAUGUCAAGGGUAUCAAGGCUAUCAUUAAGGCCAACGCAAACGUCCUCGCCCUUGCCAAUGUUAACGCAAUUGUCAAGCUCAACCUGGAUAUCCAGGCCGUGAUCAAGGCCCUCCUCAACGUCGUCAUCAAAGCUAAGAUCGAUGCCGCCGUCAACGUCGCCCUCGGCAUCAAUGCCAAGGUCAAUGUCAACUAA
Molecule: messenger RNA, 840 nt
Organism: Linnemannia hyalina
Lineage: Eukaryota; Fungi; Mortierellomycota; Mortierellomycetes; Mortierellales; Mortierellaceae
Source: the annotation of a GenBank genome assembly